This is a messenger RNA of Linum trigynum, 1632 nucleotides long. The record is from the annotation of a GenBank genome assembly. NCBI's taxonomy places the organism in Eukaryota, Viridiplantae, Streptophyta, Magnoliopsida, Malpighiales, Linaceae.
GAAACGGGGUGAGAGAGGAAAGGAACGCCGAAACAAAUUAGCAUAAUUCUCUUCUUCCUCCCCCUCUUCUCGAUGCUUCCUGCGAGUUAAGCGGCGGAAGAUAGAGAUUGCGCCGGGGAGCGAACGAGAAGUGAUGGGUUUUUUGAGCAAAGACAAGAAAUCUCCAAUUCUUGCCUCAACGUCGCCUUGCGCUGAUCUCAGAGCUGCUUAUCACAUUUGCUUCAACAAGUGGUACUCGGAGAAGUUCGUAAAGGGUCAGUGGGACAAAAUUGAAUGCCUCUCUGAGUGGGAAAGCUACAGAGAUUGCCUCUCGAAGCAUUUGGACGAUAGGCAUCUGCGUCGGUUCUUGGAAGCGGAACUGGUUCCCAGCGACCUGGUGAACAAUCAUGACUGAUCAGAAUGAUGGUAAGCCUUACCAUCCUAAACAUUCUAGUGCUUGGUCGUCUUUAGGGAGAUGGAACUAGUGCUUUGAUUUGCCGAUUGGAAAUUCAGGUGUGCUUAGUCUAGAUGGUUGAUCGAGCCUUUUGCUAUCAUAAAGAGGGAGAGCGGGAGGGGAAGAGGGAGACAUGGGGAUGGGCUGUCCAUGGUCCUGGACUCCUGGUGGGAGGAUCCUGCGUAGAGAGAAUUCGAAUUCGAUUCUUGCCCAAACGUAGUUGAAUUCUUGCUUUUCUUUUAGGUAAUCCUAGAUAUGACCUAUUUCAGUGACGAUGUCAGUGUUUGAUAGAAACAAGGUUGUUGGUCUCAACUUCAUUGAGACGUAACAACUCUGCCUACUUUUCCAUUUCACUGUUGUAUGGAUGUUCUUUCCUGUUUGUGGGUUUAACUUGUGAUAACUUGGUUCAACAUGAGAGCCGCCACAUUCUGUGUUCAGCAGAAGGGUGGUUACUUGCAUCAACAAUCUGUUGUUCUAUUUCUGGAUUUCUCUUUGUGCUCAAGUUUGGAGUCUGACAGUCUGUAAGUGCUUAUUGGAUGUUGAACUCAACAAAUUGCAGGCAUGGAGAGAGGCUACUGCAGAGCGGGUGAUAUCAUCAGAGCAGAUUCUUCCUUUCGAUAGGGCUAUAUAUGUUCAAUCGACCCAGUCAUGGCAGCAUCUCUAAGGACGUGACUAGUCUGCAUUUUUUCUUUUUCUUUCCAUUUAUGAUACGCCAAAUUCUCAAGACAGAUUUUGUAUACAUGGAAUGUGUAAUUAGGUUCUUGCAUUUUUCUCCGUGGCAGUACACAGCUGACAGCUCCAUUAUAGUCAAUUCAUCUGUUUGGCCUUCUAAGGGGUCGUUUGGAGAACAGGAUUCAGGACAUGGAUUCACUGAAUCCGUAGAUUUUAUAGAAAGUUAUGUUUUUUUGUUUCUUUCUGUAUUAUGGAUUCUAGCUUUAGAGAUUUCAAAUCUCUAAAAUCUGCGGAUAUCAAAUCUCUCAUUCUAUAUCUUGAUUCGUGAAUUUUUUUCCUCCUAGUUUUUCUCUUACUUCUAUUUAUUUAUAACGUGAAAUAUAUCUAUCAACAAAGUUUUUAAUAUUUUUUGAACCACUCUAAUUUUGUUAUUAAGGAUAGAAAUUUUAUUUAAUAUAAAAUUAAAUUUUUAUUUUAAUUGAAUGUUAACAAUCACAGUUACCAAACAAUAAACAUUUUAAAAUCUG